Pomacea canaliculata is the source of this 451-nucleotide messenger RNA. RefSeq names its product 40S ribosomal protein S15-like. The record is from RefSeq and is a predicted model, not a curated record. Gene Ontology annotation, molecular function: structural constituent of ribosome; RNA binding. Gene Ontology annotation, cellular component: ribosome; cytosolic small ribosomal subunit. Bases 1 to 414 code for a protein of 137 amino acids. The transcript is spliced from 6 exons. Lineage: Eukaryota; Metazoa; Mollusca; Gastropoda; Architaenioglossa; Ampullariidae. Gene Ontology annotation, biological process: translation; ribosomal small subunit assembly.
AUGCCAAGUUGUCAUCAUUCUCGGGUGGUUAUCGCUCUUGUUUUCCGCAAACACUGCGCAUGCGCACAGCGAUUCUUUCUCUUUCCGGUUGACAUACACCAUGGCGGACGAAGAUUUGGCAGAGAAGAAGAAGAAGCGUACUUUCCGCAAGUUCACCUAUCGUGGUGUAGACCUCGACCAGUUGCUCGACAUGAGCAGGUGGUGAAAACCCAUCUGCGUGACAUGAUAAUUGUACCAGAGAUGAUUGGCAGCAUUGUUGGUGUUUACAAUGGUAAAACCUUCAAUCAGGUGGAAAUCAAGCCUGAGAUGAUUGGCCACUACCUUGGAGAAUUUUCUAUCACCUACAAGCCAGUCAAGCAUGGUCGUCCAGGUAUUGGUGCCACCCACUCAUCCAGAUUCAUCCCUUUGAAAUAAACUUCUCUGUGUCUUGCAGUAAAGCGUUAAAAGAAAA